UAAGUGCAGAGUACGCGGAAGCUGCGGGCGGAAGGAGCUUCGACGGAAGCGGUCUGGUCUGUCAAGGGAAGAAAAUUUAGCAUUAUUUGACACAAAGAGGUUAAUCCUUCCAAAUAGCACCACUCUUUUCCCCCUCUUCCUCGACACCGGUGUCCGUUGCGAUGAUCCUGUUAGAAAUUAAUAACCGCAUCAUAGAAGAGACGCUGGCGCUCAAGUUCGACGGCGCAUCCAACGGAACCAAACCGGAAGCCGUCGAUGUGACCUUCGCAGAUUUUGAUGGCGUCUUGUACCACAUCUCCAACCCCAAUGGGGACAAGACCAAAGUGAUGGUUAGCAUCUCCCUGAAGUUCUACAAGGAGCUGCAGGAACAUGGAGCUGACGAGUUGCUCAAGAGGGUCUAUGGGAAUUUCCUGGUUUCACCAGAGUCUGGCUACAACGUGUCCCUCCUCUAUGACCUGGACGUUCUACCAGGCAAUAAAGAGGAGGUUGUCCACCAGGCAGGAAUGCUCAAGAGGAACUGCUUCGCCUCGGUGUUUGAGAAGUACUUCAAGUUCCAGGAGGAGGGCAAAGAGGGCGAGCAGAGAGCAGUUGUCCACUACAGAGAUGAUGAGUCAAUGUACGUAGAGGCCAAGAAAGACCGGGUGACCGUGGUGUUCAGCACAGUGUUCAAGGAUGAUGAUGAUGUCAUCAUCGGCAAAGUCUUCAUGCAGGAGUUCAAAGAGGGACGGAGGGCCAGCCACACAGCCCCCCAGGUGCUCUUCAGCCACAGGGAGCCUCCUCUGGAGCUGAAGGACACAGACGCCGCUGUCGGGGACAACAUUGGAUACAUCACCUUUGUGCUGUUCCCUCGUCACACCAAUGCCAAUGCCAGAGACAACACCAUCAACCUCAUCCACACCUUCAGGGACUAUCUGCACUACCACAUAAAGUGCUCAAAGGCGUACAUUCACACACGUAUGAGAGCCAAGACGUCGGACUUCCUAAAGGUGCUGAACCGCGCGCGACCCGACGCCGAGAAGAAAGAGAUGAAGACCAUUUCGGGAAAGACCUUCUCCCGCUGAGGCCGACAUCCAUUUCCAAACCCCCGGUGGACACGCCCAAAUGCGCCACAAUGAGACUCAACGCCACAUCGGACAGGACUCCAGGACGCCUUUAAAUGCCCCUCCCAGCCUCCCAAAAAUGUGUCCAGCCUUUUCUUCAUUUUUUUUUUUUUCCUCUUUCUUAUUUUGGGUUGAGUGAUAAUGUCGGCUCUACAUAGGGAAAGCCAAGGCUCAAGAUAAAUGGAAAAAAGGGCAUUCCUUGCUUUGCAUAGUUGAAGAGAAUUAUUAGUCCUAUAUAAAUAUAUAUAUGAACAAAAUGAAUGAAAUUUUUGAUACGAUAUUUUUCUUCAUUUGGUACUCUUGCUUGCCCCCCCAGCCCUCACCAGGCAAUAUCCAUGCAGUGGAUUAUUUCAGCCCCCCCCCCCCCCGUGCUUUCAUGUCAUCUGUACCAUCGUCAUUUGAAAAAUAAAUCACUCUUUAAAAAGAA
This is a messenger RNA of Menidia menidia (Atlantic silverside), 1527 nucleotides long. NCBI's taxonomy places the organism in Eukaryota, Metazoa, Chordata, Actinopteri, Atheriniformes, Atherinopsidae. The record is from the annotation of a GenBank genome assembly.